Molecule: messenger RNA, 971 nt
Organism: Jatropha curcas
Lineage: Eukaryota; Viridiplantae; Streptophyta; Magnoliopsida; Malpighiales; Euphorbiaceae
Product: thaumatin-like protein 1b
Source: RefSeq, a predicted model, not a curated record
CCCCAAACCAUAAGUCAUUGAAUUUUCCAAUUUUUGAAGGCUAUAUAAACCAAUACAUCGUCUUCUUCCUAACUACUCCAAAAUCAAUGAAAGAAAUUCAAUCAUGAAAACUCUAGCCAUCCUCUUGCUCUUUUACUUCACUUUCCUCUUUUAUGGAGUUCACUCAGCAAUAAUAACUAUCUCCAACAAUUGUGCAUACAAAGUCUGGGCAGCAGUUCGUACCCUCGGCAAUGGGCCUCAACUCUCAACGACUGGCUUUGAGUUACCGACAAAAGCAACCCAAUCCGUAAAUGUUCCGGCUCGGUUCAAUGGACGGCUUUGGGGCCGGACAGGAUGUUCCACCAAUUCAACCGGAAAGUUCAUAUGUGCAACUGGAGAUUGUGGCUCCGGACAAAUUUCGUGUCACGAUGCCGGAGGAAUCAUCCUGCCGGUUACUCUUGUAGAAAUCACUUUGGCAGAAGAAGGCCGUCAAGGUUACUACGAUUACUACGAUAUUAGUCUUGUCGAUGGUUUUAACGUGCCAGUGUCAAUCUCUCCACGUGGCGGUUCCGGCAAUACUUGCAUUACUGCUAGUUGUGCAAGAGAUGUGAACUCCGAUUGCCCUAAUGACUUAGCUGUUAAAGGGCAAGAUGGAAAUUCUGUGAUUGGCUGCAAAAAUGCAUGUCAAGCAUUUAAUCAGCCAGAAUAUUGUUGUACAGAAAGCUUUAAUACGCCAGAUACUUGCAAAAAACCCACAAAUUAUUCAAUGUUUUUCAAGGAUCGGUGUCCUCAAGCUUAUAGCUACGCUACUGAUUAUUUAACAAGCACGUUUUCUUGCACCAGUGGAGCUAAUUAUGAUAUCACUUUUUGUCCAGAUGGAAGAAUCUAUAAUAGGAGUUGGGCCAACUGCCCUACUGGUUUUUUAAAUUUCAGUGUAUAUAACAAUAAUUUGAGUUUUCUCCAUUAAACUUUUACCUUUUUUUCUCAUUAAA